Molecule: messenger RNA, 980 nt
Organism: Asparagus officinalis (garden asparagus)
Lineage: Eukaryota; Viridiplantae; Streptophyta; Magnoliopsida; Asparagales; Asparagaceae
Product: protein ODORANT1-like
Exons: 3
Coding region: 236-955 (239 amino acids)
Source: RefSeq, a predicted model, not a curated record
UUCUCCUACCGUCCCAUCUACAGAGAACCUCUAUAGAAUUUCUUUUCUUUCUUUUUGUUUUAUGCAGCACACCUCCUCUCUCUCUCUCUCUCUAUAGAAUUUAUAACGGAAGGUUGUGUUGUUCAAAGCCAUAAUUUCUUAACUCUGUUAAAAUUUUUCUCAAGCUGGAUUGAGUUGACUGUUGGCUUAUUAGAGAUUUGAGAGAGAGAGAGAGAGAGAGAGAGAGAGAGAGAGAAUGGGGAGGCAACCAUGUUGUGAAAAGGUGGGACUGAAGAAGGGACCAUGGACAGCUGAGGAGGACAAGAAGCUCAUCAACUUCAUCCUCAAUAAUGGCCAAUGCUGCUGGAGAGCUGUCCCCAAGCUUGCAGGGCUACUGAGGUGCGGUAAGAGCUGUAGGCUUAGAUGGACAAAUUAUCUCAGGCCUGAUUUAAAGAGGGGAUUGCUGUCAGACUCGGAGGAAAAAAUGGUCAUUGACCUCCACUCUCAACUAGGCAACAGAUGGUCUAAAAUUGCAGCUCACCUCCCAGGGAGAACUGACAAUGAGAUCAAGAAUCACUGGAACACUCACAUCAAGAAAAAACUCAAGAAAAUGGGAAUUGAUCCUCUCACUCACAAUCCCAUCUCUUCGAAUUCAGCAAAAACCCAAGCAGAAGUAAAACAAGAACAAGAAGAAGAACAGAGCAAAUCCCGUGCAUUUUGCAUUGAUGAUGUGCCCAUGAUCCUUCCUCAUGAGAUAUUGGUCCCUAAUCAUUCGACCUCAUCGCCAUCAAUCUCAAGCACUUCUUCUUCUUCCUCCAGUGAUCCUUUAUUGAAGGUCCCAACCAUGGAGUGGCAAGAGUCUAUGACUUUGUGGGGGCUUGAUGAUUUAAUGGGGUGGGAUUCUACCUUUUGUUGUGAUGAUGUUGAUGGGAAAUUGGCAUUUGAUCAGGAGCCGUGGAAAUUUGAGCUCUUUUGAUUUGCCAAAAAAAAAAAAAAAAAAA